AUGGUAUCAAAAAAGAACCUCGCAUUUACGUCCCUUACCUUAAAGACUUCGGCCCCAAAAUCUUCCUCUUCACAUGCCUUAAAACUUUCGCCCCCAUGUCUUCCGUCAUCUCCAAAGCUAUCAUUUACAACAGAGAAACACGUCUUUCCUUCCACAGAGCCUGCGUCACCGAAACCUUCGUCAGGCGCGUUUCGCCCAAAUUCACCGGAUAAUCGGUCAUUGCGUUCCGUCAAUCGUGCUAAUGAGCUUUACUCCAAAAAAGAAUACAAAAGUGCAAUAGAGGAAUACACGAAAGCCUUAUCUCUAUGCCAACCAAAUUCGGAUCCCGGAAGAACCUCUGAUUUUUUAGCAUUAAUUUAUUCGAAUCGGAGCGCGAGCUAUCAUCAAUGUCAGAAAUGGGAGGAUGCUGUGAAGGAUGCAGAGCAGGUCAUCAGGAUUAGUCCGGAUUGGCCAAAGGGUUAUUUCCGAAAAGCAGAGGCGUUAGUACAACUUGGAAGAAUUGAAGAAGCAUUAGACAAUUAUUGCAUUGCUAAGCUAAAAGAUCCAAGGAAUCCGCAGGUGCCACUACGAAUAGCAAAAGCAUUGGCUUUGGCAGACAAUAAUUCUAUGGGUUUAACCAUCUACGAGCUGGUGCCCGGAAAAGACAUUUGCAUCCCAAAAGCUAUUAAUCCCAUCCAGAAAAAAGUGUUUGAUUUUGCGGUAAAAAUGAAAAACUUGAUUUAUAUUGUCGUAGACAAUGAGACCAGGAAUUGUAUAGUAAUUGACGCGUGUUGGGACAUCGACGGUAUCUUGAAAUUCAUUAAGAACAAACGACUAGAACUUGUCGGUGCGAUCGUCACUCAUUAUCAUUUUGAUCAUGUUGGAGGAAUUCUGCCACCACCAUACGAUCACAUACCCAUGAAAAUCUCUGGAUUAUUUAACCUUCUGAAACGACGUCCAAAGGUAAAAGCCUACAUUCACCCUAAGGAUAUUCCAUAUGUAUUGAAAGCAAAUCCCGGGAUGGCUGAGAUGAUGCCUAUGGAUAAAUCAAGUCACGUAGGAUCGGAAGACGAAAGCUUUUCUACAGCGUCCGCCGCGAAUUUUUUAAACUCCAUUCGCUCAAAUCGUAAUGCUCAGCCAUCAUCCACUAUAGAACGUUUAUGUUCAGCCGUGAUUUCAUCCAUAACCCCACAAGGUUUACCUACCUGUUUCUCGCAUUCAUCCAUCUCAAAUUCGACGCCGGGUCCGUUAAAUGAUAUUCCAUCGUGCAUACCAGCUCACCAAAACUUGACACCCGAACAAGCAUCACCUUCCAGUACUUCUACCCAUAUUCCUCUCUCCCUGUCUUCCCUAUUCUCCCUUUCCUCAUCGUCAAACGAGCCCAGAAUCGUUCCUACACCUCACGACUUUGUUCUCACACUGGGCUCCCUCACUCUCAUUCGGUUUUUACACACGCCUGGCCAUACAGAGGGUAGUCAAUCCAUUCUAGUAAAUGAAUGUCGCCUGUUCACUGGUGACACCCUAAUGUGCGGUUGUGUUGGCAGAAUGGAUCUACCUGGAGGAGACCCAAAAGAGAUGGGGAAGACAUUGAAGGAACGGCUAGGAAAUCUGGAUGAUGGAAUUGUGGUUUAUCCUGGGCAUGACUAUGGUGGCGAGUGGACUACUAUUGGGAUCGAGAGGAACAAAGGAGUCAUCGGGAGGUUUCAAAGAUGA
This is a messenger RNA of Acaulospora morrowiae, 1692 nucleotides long. NCBI's taxonomy places the organism in Eukaryota, Fungi, Glomeromycota, Glomeromycetes, Diversisporales, Acaulosporaceae. The record is from the annotation of a GenBank genome assembly.